CUGCAAACCCUUAUUUUUCCAGUUACAUCUCACCACUCUGCAACCUCACGACAUAAUCUCGACCUGCUACUUCUCUCAAAGCCCUCGCCACCUCCUGCCUCCGCCGUCCUUGCCGUCGCCGCCUCCAUCCCUUCCGCCGCCGCCGCCGCCUCUGCCUCCGUCCCUGCUGCGCCGCUGCCUCUCUUGUUUUGGGUCGCUUCCUGCACGGUUGUUGCCCUGUUCUCAUUAUCAACCUUCCAUUGUUCCUCAAUCCUCUCCACAAGCAAUUUUCCUCUUCCUCAUAAGUUGAGGGGUGCCAUUGAUCCCAAGCGUCACUACAAGAAGGGUGAUUCAAAAUCAAAGACACUUCCCAAGUAUUUCCAGAUGGGAACAGUUGUAGAUUCUCCAUUGGACUUCUUCUCAGGAAGAUUAACAAAGAAGGAGAGGAGAGCAUCAUUAGCAGAUGAGCUGCUUGCUGAUCAAAACCUUGUAGCCUAUAGGAAGCGGAAGGUUCGAGAAAUCGAAGAACAAAACAAACCAGCUGGGAAUGAAAAUUGGAAGAUUAAAGGCGGGAGUUCCCGGAAGCGAGCAAAAGAAAAGAGGAAUUGCUGAAUUUCCACCCUUUUUAAGAUGUAGACACUCUCCUAAAUGCUUUGAUCAGUUUAGAAUUAUUAUCAUUAUUUGAAAAUAUCCUAGUUAUCUGUAAAACCUAUUGAUGCUUCAGAAAAUGUUUAUUUUAUGGCUGAGUUGAUAUCCUGUGUUUAGAAAA
Lotus japonicus is the source of this 748-nucleotide messenger RNA. RefSeq lists its product as uncharacterized. Gene Ontology annotation, cellular component: nucleolus. Gene Ontology annotation, biological process: RNA processing. Gene Ontology annotation, molecular function: RNA binding. The annotation marks the transcript as partial. NCBI's taxonomy places the organism in Eukaryota, Viridiplantae, Streptophyta, Magnoliopsida, Fabales, Fabaceae. The transcript has 4 exons. The record is from RefSeq and is a predicted model, not a curated record.